Messenger RNA from Colias croceus (clouded yellow), 3402 nucleotides. RefSeq names its product ran-binding protein 9 (gene RanBPM). The transcript is spliced from 13 exons. Gene Ontology annotation, cellular component: cytoplasm. Gene Ontology annotation, molecular function: protein binding. NCBI's taxonomy places the organism in Eukaryota, Metazoa, Arthropoda, Insecta, Lepidoptera, Pieridae. Gene Ontology annotation, biological process: cytoskeleton organization; cell surface receptor signaling pathway. Bases 39 to 1880 code for a protein of 613 amino acids. The record is from RefSeq and is a predicted model, not a curated record.
GUGACGUCAUUGACAGGCAAGAAGUACGGAAAUCAGAAAUGGCUGCGAUGGGUAGUGGACGAGGGACGAUGGAUUCCCAAAAUCAAGUGCAAAGUGAUUCAGUAGAUCGUUUAAAAUUGCUUUAUCCAAAUGUGAAUGAAGAUGAAACUCCUCUGCCAAGAUCAUGGAGCACAAAAGACAAAUUCAGCUACAUCGGGCUAUCGCAAAAUAAUCUUAGAGUGCACUACAAAGGUGGGACGCAGGGUCCAGGACGAAGACCCCACCUGCCCUAUCUCCACUUACGCCUCUGGAUGCAUCGACAUGGCAAAACUCACAAGGACGCAGCGAGCGUGCGCGCAACCCACCCGAUACCGGCGGCUUGCGGUCUGUACUAUUUCGAGGUCCGGAUCGUCUCCAAGGGUCGGGAUGGCUACAUGGGCAUCGGGCUGUCCGCUCACGGCGUCAACAUGAACAGACUGCCUGGCUGGGACAAGCACUCGUACGGUUACCACGGCGACGACGGGCACUCGUUCUGCUCGUCGGGCACGGGGCAGCCGUACGGGCCGACCUUCACCACCGGUGACGUCAUCGGGUGCGGUGUCAACCUCGUGGAUAACACGUGCUUCUAUACGAAGAACGGACACCACUUGGGCAUCGCUUUUAGAGGGCUGCCGCCGAACCUGUACCCGACGGUGGGGCUGCAGACGCCGGGCGAGGUGGUGGACGCCAACUUCGGGCAGCAGCCGUUCGUGUUCGACAUCGAGGACAUGCUGCGGGAGCUGCGCGCGCGGACCCGGCUCGCCAUAGACGAGUUCCCGCUGCCCGACGAGCAGGGCCAGUGGCAGCAGGUGUUGCACAGAAUGGUGUCGACGUACCUGGUGCACCACGGGUACUGCAGCACGGCGCAGGCCUUCUCGCGCGCCACCGGCGAGCGCGUGCACGAGGACAUCGCAUCCAUUAAGAAUCGACAACGGAUAUCGAUGCUGGUGCUGGGCGGGCGCGUGGGCGAGGCGGUGGAGCUGGCGCGGCGCCUGUACCCGGGCCUGCUGGAGAGAGACCCCGACCUGCUGUUCCUGCUCAAGUGCCGCCAGUUCGUCGAGAUGGUCAACGGGACCGACUCCGAGAUGUGCGACGGUGACACGGAGGGCACUUGCGGUGCGAACGGCGUGGCCACGUCCGUCAUAUCGCACACGUCACGCGCGCACUCGCCCGCACCCGCCGAGCCCACACCCCCCACACCCCCUGCGACACUGGGGGUCACAGGGGUUACGGGGGUUACAGGGGUCGCGGGGGUCACAGGGGUCGCGGGGGUCACGGAUGUGGCAGAUGUGACAGGUGGCUCGCCGCCGCCGCACGCCGCGCACAACGGCCUGCAUCAUACUAAUGGUGUGUCAGAAAUGGCGGAAGGUGAGCCUCGCGCGAACUGUGACGUCGACAUGACGCCGGCACACGCUUCGCCGAACGGUGUCGCUGGUCCGCAGCCGGUGAAGGGCAUGCCGGGCGUCACGGCGUGCGUCGCGGCGCUGCUGUCGCCGCACAGGCUCGAAGGGGAGGGGUGUCGCGCGUCCGUGGAGCGCAUGCUGGCGUUCGGGCGCGAGCUGUACGCUAUGAGCCAGAAACUGACGCAGGACCACUAUCACAAGUCCAUGCUAGAGGACGCGUUCAGUCUUCUAGCGUAUAGCAAUCCAUGGGACAGUCCGUUGGGCUGGCAGCUGGAGCCAGUGCGUAGAGAGGCUGUGUGUGAAGCACUCAAUUCUGCUAUACUCGAGUUCCAAGGCAUGGGCUGGGUGUCCCCCGUGGAAGCGUGCGUGUCCCACUCCCGCGAGCUGCUCCGGCGCAUGGCCCGAGCGUCCCUCGGAGCGUGUGCGUUCGCCGACCUGCCCGCACUGCUGCGGCGCUGACCCGCCGCGCCCGUGCGCCUGCGCAGGCGGGAACAUGCGCAGGCGCAGCACAGGAGUGUGGUGCGGGCCACGCACAGGGCGCUGCUGAGGAUGUGCCGCCAGUAAUAUGAUGGUGGAGAGGGUCUGCCCUGUAGGGUGGAGUUCCAAUAGUAUAGUGGCAGGUGUUACGAAAUGGCUAAAAGUGGUGUGUAGCCCCUGAGCGUUGGCAAAAUGGCAAUAGGCGAUGUACUGUCCCCCAACUGUAUAGUAGUACUUGCUGCGGACUAGAACCUACCCAGUAACUGCCACACAGAGGGCGCUGCUGAGGAUGUACAAGCAGUUGGGUCUGUUAGUGGACGGCACUACACAGUACAGUAUAGUGGCAGGUGUAAAGUGACAAUAGGUGUUGUAGGUAGCCCCUAAUGCAAGAAGAAAUGGCAAUAGGCAGUGGGCGUGUGUAGCCCCUGAUCAUGAUGCGAAAUGGCACUAGGUGGUGUCUAUAGUCUCCUAACUGUAUAGAUUAUAGUGUCGCGUGACGUGCGAGUAUGUGUAACUAACUAGGGGAUUAAUUACUGAGUACUGGUUAGUGAGCUCCUGCCCACGUGGCUGCGUCGCCGACCACUUGUUGCGAAACGGUAUGUAGUCCCCCAGUUACAAAUUGGUCACGUACACACUCAAACAUUUAUUUACUUAUUCAAUUAGACUUCUUCUAGAAACACUUUUGAAAAGUCAUUACAUAUUUUUAACAUUUACCACCGAUUCGGAAAGCAGUAUCUACGGAGAAGAACUGGCAAGAAACUCCAUAGUUGCUCUUUUAAAUCAUGUCAAUUUUACAAAAUAUUAUAAUCAUAUAUUAUAAUAACUAUGCCUACUGUUGUGUACGUGUACGUGUACCUGUCAGUAUGUGCACCCGCUCGCUACCACUAUUGUCUGCUGCCACUUGUAUUAUGAAUAUUAACUCUUAUCGCACGUGCCACUCGCCAUUACCGUACAGAGAUGUGUACGUACAUGAUAAAAAGUGUAUACGACACUAAAAUCCACCUUUCUUAAUUAAAUAUACCUGCCACUUCACUACAUUAUUUAUACAUUACGAGGGACUACCACACAACAUACAUUAUAUCUGUAAACCAGGCAAGUGUGUGUUCAAAAAGUGAAUAAUACUAGAAGUAGUUCAUGCGAUUAUGGACUCUAAAUGUACGUGAUAUAAAGUAUAUAUUACAUGAUAUUAGACAAUAAGGCUUCUAAAUGAGUAAUAGAGCUCACGAUACCUACUAAAUAAUAGUGUUAUUACAGAUAUAGGAACAAGUAAUAAUAUUAUUUGGCUGUAUGUAACAUUUUGAUAUACAUGGUAGUUAAAAAGGGGACAAAAUAAGAAAGAUUAGAUAGUUUUAAGACCAUUUUAAUACUUCCUGAUAAAGUAACGGAUAGCUUAUUUCAUACUUUGACAUGUAUUUUGAUACAUUCUUCGUAAUUUUAACUGAUGGAUAAGCUAAAACAUAAUAUUUGAAAGUUAUUAAACUGGUUAUUAAUCUGAUAUAAUAUA